AUGAAUUUUGGUAACAGAACUCCAACCAUUGUUGUCCUUAAAGAAGGUACCGAUGCCUCCCAAGGCAAAGGUCAGAUUAUUUCCAACAUCAAUGCAUGCAUUGCUAUCCAAGAAACAUUGAAGCCAACAUUAGGUCCCCUAGGUUCUGACAUUUUGAUUGUAACAUCAAACCAAAAGACAACCAUCUCCAAUGAUGGUGCUACUAUUUUAAGAUUGUUAGAUGUUGUACAUCCAGCUGCAAGAACUCUAGUGGAUAUUUCAAGAGCUCAAGAUGCCGAAGUCGGUGAUGGGACUACAAGUGUGACUAUUCUUGCCGGGGAACUAAUGAAGGAGGCAAAACCAUUCUUGGAAGAAGGUAUUUCUUCUCAUAUUAUUAUGAAGGGUUAUAGAACUGCAGUUCGGCUAGCUGUUGAGAAGAUUAAAGAAUUAGCAACCGAUGUCUCAGUUGAACAUGAAGGAAGUAGAGAAUUACUAGAACGUUGUGCUAGAACUGCCAUGAGCUCCAAACUGAUUUAUAAGAAUGCUGAUUUCUUCGUUAAGAUGUGUGUCGAUGCAGUUUUAUCAUUAGAUAAAGAUGAUUUAGAUGAUAAGUUGAUUGGUAUUAAGAAAAUUCCAGGUGGAGCUAUGGAGGAAUCCAUGUUUAUUGAUGGUGUUGCCUUUAAGAAAACCUUCUCAUAUGCUGGGUUUGAACAACAACCAAAGAAUUUUAAGAACCCUAAGAUCUUAAGUUUAAAUGUUGAAUUAGAGUUGAAAGCUGAAAAGGAUAACGCAGAAGUCCGUGUAGAACAAGUAUCUGAUUACCAAGCUAUUGUGGAUGCUGAAUGGCAAAUUAUUCUUGAUAAAUUGGAACAAAUCAAAGACACGGGUGCAAAUAUUGUAUUAUCUAAACUUCCAAUCGGUGAUUUAGCUACACAAUACUUUGCUGACAGGAAUAUUUUCUGUGCUGGUAGAGUUAGUUCUGAUGAUAUGAAUCGUGUAAUCCAAGCUGUAGGGGGUUCGAUACAGUCCACCACUUCGGAUAUUAAACCGGACUAUUUAGGUACGUGUGAAACUUUUGAAGAAAUACAGAUUGGUGCUGAACGUUACAAUUUAUUCAAAGGUUGUCCACAAGCUAAAACAUGCACAUUACUUUUAAGAGGUGGUGCUGAACAAGUCAUUGCUGAAGUAGAAAGAUCUUUGCAUGAUGCCAUCAUGAUCGUUAAGAGAGCAUUACAAAACAAAUUAGUCGUUGCCGGUGGUGGUGCCAUUGAAAUGGAAAUAUCUAAAUAUCUAAGAGAUUAUUCUAAAACUAUUGCCGGUAAGCAACAACUUAUUAUCAAUGCAUUCGCUAAAGCUUUAGAAGUUAUUCCAAGACAAUUAUGUGAGAACGCUGGGUUUGAUGCUGUAGAAUUAUUGAAUAAAUUAAGAUUGGCCCACAGUAAAGGUGAAAAAUGGUUUGGUGUAGAUUUUGAAACUGAAAACAUUGGUGAUAACUUUAGCAAAUUUGUAUGGGAACCAGCUUUAGUGAAAAUUAAUGCAUUGCAAAGUGCGACAGAAGCUACGAAUUUGAUUUUGUCUGUCGAUGAAACUAUUACUAAUCAAGAACAUCAAUCAGCCAACGCUGGCAUGAUGCCACCUGCUCCAGGUGGAGGUAGAGGUAGAGGAGUACCAAUGCAAUAA
Molecule: messenger RNA, 1659 nt
Organism: Naumovozyma dairenensis CBS 421
Lineage: Eukaryota; Fungi; Ascomycota; Saccharomycetes; Saccharomycetales; Saccharomycetaceae
Gene: CCT7
Product: chaperonin-containing T-complex subunit CCT7
Exons: 1
Coding region: 1-1659 (552 amino acids)
Biological process (GO): protein folding
Cellular component (GO): chaperonin-containing T-complex
Molecular function (GO): ATP-dependent protein folding chaperone; ATP binding; ATP hydrolysis activity
Source: RefSeq, a predicted model, not a curated record